AAUUAGCAGUUACAAAUUUGAAAUUUUUAGAAAUAUCAAAAGUUGUAUGUUAGUUAAUUAUCUUUUAAAUGAUAUUUAUUUCUAUUUUUUUUUGGAUGAGAAUAUUUUGGCUGAAGUGGAUAGUCUCAAAAGUCUUGAAUUUAGUCCCUUUUAUAUAGUAGGAUAAUAGGAAAAUAUUAUUUAAUAUAUAUGGUGACUUUACCUAAGAUUAGGGUUAGAGCUUUCACGUGGUAAUUCUGAGAGAGAAACACAAAGGGUUUUGGGGUUUCAUAGCUGAGUGAAUUGGUACACUUGAUCAACAGGUGUUGAGUCAAGUAAGUUGGGUUUGUUAGAAAUUGAUCCGUCUCGAGUUGUGUAAUUCGGAUCAAACAAGUCUGUAAGAGAUUGUGUAAAAGAUUUCUAAUAAAAGAUACACGAGUUCUUGGAAUCACUUUGUGCCUUGUGUUUUCGCUGUAUCUCGAUUUUACAACUAAAGCCCACAGAACAGGCAACUAGAACCCAUACAGGGCAGCUUAUAUAAUCAAGGAGCAAGAUCACACACAUACAUUACUACAAAAGAAAAUUCCAAACCCCCCAUGAUAGUAGUACACUAAGCUUGCAAUAGCUUUUGAACGAGAUUUAUCAUUGUCGCCCUCGGACGACCGAACAAUAACAUCAACCUCUACAACACCGAGAGCACACCUCUCCAACCAACGAAACCAGACUUUAUAACCCGGCAAGAUAGAUCCGCUCUAGGACCACAUUCUCUUCCGGAUACGGCAGCGACACAACUUCAUUGCGUCCAAGCUACGCCUCAAUAAAAGCCUUACAAAGAACACUCCAAUCUCAACAGAUCUGGAGAUCAAUGAGGUCAAACCCGUUAGCGACCACCAACCACACAACAAGAGGCCGGUAGCUACAAACUGGAAAUCGUUCACACCAUCAUCAAAACCCGAAAACACUACAAGCUUAUGACCAAAAAUCACCAAAGGGUCCACUAAUUUUCUGAGAGAGAUAACAGCCAAAAAGAUAUCUAAACUUCAUGAAACGCACAUAACUAAAAAUAAAACUAGAUCUACUUGCUGGAUAAGAAGCCGGAACAGAGCCCACAGCCUUUAGAGACAAGAUCCACAAGACUCGUUACCACCACCCCCACAACGACCCGUUUCAGACGAAGAACCAAGGACGAGUGUUUCACGCGCACUUCACGCGCCUACACGAACCGGACCGUGCGGUUAAACGGAGGCGGAUAGAUCUGAGCCUUCAGGAUAGGAAGCCACUGGUAGGGUCGAGAGAGUCACUGCUGCAUCAUCACCUCUUCAGAUCUAAGGCUCAAACACCAACAUUGAACCGGAGCUCAAACGGUGGACCGUUGCUUCAUCAUACAACAAGGAGACCGAGGACUUAACAAAGAAACAGAACACAAGGACAGGCUCAACGCCGUGGCUCGAGAGCCAACGGACGCCGGCCAAGCAGAAACCACCGGCUGAGUUUUCUUCUUCGGGGGAGAGAGGAGAGAGCGUUUAGGAAGAGAUAGAGUUUUUUUUUAUUUUUUUGUUAUCUAUAAUAUUUUUAUUAGUUUCGCUUCUUAUUCGUUCUUUUCUUGUGUCACUCUUUAAUUUUAUUUUCCAACUUGAGUCAACGUCACCAUUUAUUUGUAUAUUAGAAGAGAAAAUGCCAAACAUAAAUAAAACAUACAAAUAUAACUAGGGUAAAACCCUCCCUUCGUAUUUAAAUAUAUUUAAAAUGUUUAAUUCAUUUCUAGCUAAAAGUUAAAUUAAUUUUUAUAUUUUUAUCACGUCAAAUUUUUCUAUUUAUUUUAAAAACCAUAAACUUAGUUAAAUAUAAUCUAAUUAUUUUACAGAUAAAAUUACAAAUCAUAAAAUAUAUUUUUUUAAAGUUUGUUGUAAUUUAGUUUCUAACGAUAUGUCACUUCGACUAUUUUUAACAAAGAAAAACUUAACUAAUAGUUGUAGUGUUAAUCUAAAUCUAAUGUUAUAUUUUCAAAAAUUGCCGUUCACUUUUAUACACAAUCCACACACAAAAAGUAAAAGAGUAUUAUCGUAAAUUAAGCUUGUUAUCAUCUGCUUUUGUCGUGGAAAUUCAUCCUCUGUCGAUUCGAAAGAACCAUUUUUUUUUUUCUUCAAGAAAAGUAGUGAGUUGGAGAAGAAUUUGGAAGUCUUUUCAAGCGUUUUCAUCGCAUAGUUUUCUCUUCUCCUUCGCCUUUCUUCUCGCUCUCAAGUUUGAUCAUGUUCUUUCUCAAUCAUGGUGGUCAGUUUCUUUCUUUCUUUUUACGUAAUUUCAGUCUUUACUUCUCUUUGGUAUAUCCAAAGUUGGGAUAAUUAUCUGCAUCAGCUGAUGGGUUUCUUUGAUAUUGAGUUUUGACUUAAGUUUAGUUUGGGUAAGGUACAAACUAUAAAAAUUGGAUCCUUGUAUGUUUAGUGGUGUCUAAAGUAGAAGUCUUUAUCAUCCUUUGGCUCUGUUUUUUUUCCUGCAGAUUUAUAUUUACACCUUUAUGGCUGUUUCAUGCUGUGAUUUCUCGUGGUAGAUUUUGUUGUCUGCUCCAUCUAUGACAUCUUUUGUGGUUAUCACCUUUGCUCUUUGUUAGCAUCAUGUUGUUUGUAUCUUUUAAGGUUCUGGUUUGUGGCACUGGGCUCCUUUUCAUUCUGUUAUGGCAACACCACUGCUUGUUGCUUUUGAGAUCCUGCUAUGUGUACAUCUUGAAGAUCAAUAUGGUACCCUUUAAGUUGUAAUAUUAAUCGCGGCUGGUGUGUUUGUUUAUGAUAUAUUUGGUUGUGUCCCUGACUCCUUGUGUUGCAGUUGUUUAUGAAAGAUUUGGUUGUGUCCUACCGUUGCUUGCGUUCGGGUAGCAAUUUUGGGACUAGACUUGGUUUCUUAGUUAUUAUUCAAUACAGCUUACCAUCAUUCGAAAAAGUUGUAACUCGUUAUGUUUUCUUUUCUUUUUGUUCUUAAGGAAGAAUGAUUCUUGCUCAUUUGUUUGAUGAGCUGAAAGGACUGAAAACAAUCACGUGUAUGAAUGGGUGGUCUGAGAUUAUUGGAGAUAAAAUGAUUCUUAGGAGUUAGACUCUUUUACCAACAUGUGUACUUGUGACUAUUUUACCUUCAAUAGCUCAUUCUGCCAUAUGAGUCAUGAUGGGUAUUGUCCCAUUGCAGAGACAUUUGUAGCCAUGUGCUUGAGAGCGAGAUUAGCGGUCCCUUCAUAUAAAAAUAUUUAGAAAUAAUAAAAAUGUAAAAUUGUACAUUUUUUAGAUAGAUGCCCUGUUCAAAAACGCGGCCGCCUAGCCGUCCGCUACCCGGACAUCUCCUGCAGCAAUUUUGAUACAAUCGCCAAACAAAAUGGGACGCCAAUUAGAAGACCCAUUUAACUGAUUAGGCAGCCCAUUAACCAAUUAGGUGGCCCAAUCAAUAACUAAUCGGUCAAAUUAUAUAAACCUAAGUUAUAAGUUGUUAAAGUAUAUAUUGGGCUAUAGAAGAAUUAUGAAGCCCAAUUACUUUACCCUUUCUAUAGUAUCUGAAAUAUAUAUAUAUAUAGAGUCAGAUUUUGUCUCCUUUUUCAUCUAUAACCGAUGUGGGACUUUUGAACAUCAAUACUAACAAUACGAAAAUAAAUAAAUUGCAGUCAAGAAGCAUUGAACCCAGGUUAUUCGGUGCAGAACAUGAGACUUAACCACUAGAAAUAAACGAAUCUUUGGUAGUAGAAUGCAGAGCUUAAUAUAUAGACAUAUACAUAUAAUAAACAUUCAAAAACUAGUCUAGAAUAAUUAGUUUUUCAAAUGUAUGGUAUUAACAUAUGCUAACAAAUAAUUUUGUUCAACCAAUAAAUAUAAAUUUCUUUGAUAACAUACAAAAAACUAUUACAUUCUAAUAUAUUUAUAUUUUAUAUUUAAGUUAAACAUUAUAAUAAAAUAAUAAUAAAACUAAUCCCCGCAUAUACCCCGCUUAUUCUCCAAAUUUUUGAUAACUCACUAAGCCCGGAGUGGCCGCCCGACUAGCGCCUAGCAUAGUUCCGAACAGAGGAUAGAUGUUUAAUGUAGUAUUUUUAUUUCUUAUAUUGUAUAUUUAAUAAAAAAUAGAAAAAUAUAUGUUUAAUGUAGUAUUUUCAUUUCUCAUAUUGUAUGUUUACUUAUUAUUAUUUGUUCUUAUAUUGUAUAUUUAGUUAUUCUCUUUUUUUUUUUGUUUUAUAUCAAAUGGUAUUGUUACGAUUGUUGUUUAAUGUAACAUUUCUAUUUCUUCUAUUGUAUAUUUACUUAUUUUUUGUUUUUCUUAUAUUGUAUAUUUAGUUUUUCUAAUUUUUUGUUUUUAUAUCAAAUGGUAAUAUUACAAUAUAUGUUUAAUGUACUAUUUCUGUUUCUUCUAUUGUAUAUUUACUUUUUCCUUAUUUUUUUCUUAUAAUGUAAAAUACUACAUGUUCUAUUAGCAUGUAAGGCUUACUGCACAAGAAAUCAACAUCAAUCUUCAUUUUUCCAAAUAAUUCGUCUUCACCAUAUGUCGCAUAUUUCAGCUUCUUUAGUAAUUUAUGUGUUGAUGAUUUGUACACCAUUAUAUAAUUCUACUAGGAGGUUGUCCGCGCUUCGAGAAGAAUAUUGUUUUAUUGUUCUUAAAUAUGAUUUUCUGAUGACGUGGUCAGUAUUUAUUUUUGAAGAGCAUUAUUUGAUGUUUUAUUAUGUUAUGUAGUAGUAGGUAAUAAGUUAAUAUAUUAUGUUUUUGUCUUUUUAAUAAUGUGUUGUUGUAUGCAUAAUACUACUUGUUAGUGGUGAAGUGAGUUUCUGAUGUAAAACAUAUUGAAUUUCAAUAACUUUGUCUUAGGCAUUUGUUGAUUUUAAGAUUAACAACAUCAAAAUUGUAUUUUAAUUUUCCACAUUUUUGAAUAUUUCUCUUUUAAGUGUUUUUUCCACUCUCUCCCAUCUUUUGGCCUUGAGCCAUCACCAUCUAUGUAUUUCGUUUACCUCUCUUGUGUGCAGUGCUUCUCACCGUCACUCAGAAAAGACUCACUUCCAUGCUCUUGUUUUUCCUCACCUUCUUUUCAUGUGAUAUUAUCUGGUAUUUGUUAUAGAUCAUGCAUAUUAGUUCCAUGUUGUGCGGUUGUUUCUUACGGCGUUGUAUGUUAUUUCGGUCAGUAUUGGUCCUCUUUUUCCUUAGGUUUUGGCUACGAUUAGAAACUACAUAUCGCUGGGUUGGGUCAGAGUUUAGUUGUCAUUGAUGUUGUUUUCCUCGUUGCUGGUUUGGCGUCAAUAGUCUCUGUUCGUCAUGGUUUUCAAGACGGGUUUUUGGUGAUCUAACUUCUAUGUUCUUUUUAAUAGCUCGAGGAUGGCUCCACGGUUUCUUGAUUUCAUUUUGUCUCUUUUUAUCUCUUUGUUAUCUCAUCUUGUUGCACCUUUCAUCGGUGAUCACGUCUCUUGUGGCUCUCUCCCUUUCGCCAUAUUUGCUACUCCAGGUUUGGAUAGUGUUUUUUUUUCUGUGUAUGCUUUGUACCUUUGGAAGGUUGUUUAUGGUCUCAAGCUUAAGCUUUGGUUUCUCGGUGGUUGGCUUCCCUUCUCCCUCACUCAGUUUGUGUAUCUUCUUCUCAUGCAUCCGUUAACGUUAGUGUAGGUGUGCAGAGUUAUUCUUUUGGAGCUUUGGUUUUUUUCCAUUUAGAGUUUUGUGAUUCUUUCCAGGCAUGAGCGCUUUCUAUGUGCUUGUUUAGUUUGUGAGGUGCUCUCUUAGCUGGUGGUUGUGCUUCCGGUGCUUUAGACAUGCGUCCUUUUUUCUCGUGGUGACUUUGUUCUUCCGAUGAUUUUUUUUUCUGACCCGUUUUUUUGGUUUAUUGCGCUGGUGCUUGAUCGCGAUCCUUUGUGUUCCGGGGAUUGCUUUAUCUCAUAUUUUAUCUUUUUACUUUUUUCUGAAAUCUUUUUGUUCUACCCAAGACAUUCGAUGGUAAGAUGAGAUAGGUUAGUCUUCUUUGUUGAUUUUUUUUAAGCUCCAAACCUUUAUUGAGUUAGUGUUACUAUGGUAUUUUUUUUUCCUCUGAGUGUGGAAGUUUUAUAUUUAGAUUAUGUAUUGCACUCUAAUUUUUUCUUAGUAGUUUGGUCAUUUUAUAUUUUUAAUAGUUAAAUAAAUAUAUAAUUUAUAAAAUUAAAUAAUAGAAAAUGGUAAAAAAGUAGUAAAAUAACAAAAAUUUAUGCAAUGUUUAGUUGUGAAUAAAUUAAAUAUGUAAAAUAUAUUUCUAUUAUUUUAUUUAUUUCUUUAGUCAUCUUGAAUUUUAGUGAACAAUAAAACAGAUUAUCAAACUUCAUACGAUAAUAGUUAGUGCGAAAAUGAUUAGAUAGUUCACGAUUAGAAAGUACUUGGCCAAAUCUAUUAUAUAAUAGGAGAGUUUCUCUCCCCCUGAUGCGACACGUCAGCGGUCUGUGGGUCCCACUUUUUAAAAGUGUGAAAAAAUGUCAAAUAUAUGGCUCGAACCCAGGUUAUUGAAAUAUAAACAUCCACAAUUAUACCACUGCACUAAAGGAUACUUUGUACAUUGAUGGCCGAAACUAAUAUAUAUUAUGAAGGUCGGAAACUAAUAUAACAUUAUGGACCCCACCUUUUUUUUUAAAAUUGAUGGGUAACGAAUGGACUUCGACAAAAUGGGCUUUGGGCUUAUUGAUUUUCUGUUUAUUAGGCUUUGUAUCUGUCCAAAGUGGUGAUACAGACAAAGCUAAGAAGAUUAGGAAAGCCGCCAUCUUCACCAUCUCCUUCGUCGCUUGCGAUUCCCCUUCUGGCAAUCAGUUAUUAUGGUCGAUCUUUAAGGCUCUACGCACGUUUUGCGCCUACCAAACGCUUAGUUUCUGCUCUAACGCCUUCAGAGCUCUCAUAUAUAUAGAAUCCCUCGAGGUAUAAGCUCCAUCUUGUCUCAAACUUUUCUUUCUCAGUUUUCCGUUCGCUUUACUUUCUCACAUCCGUCGCGAAAAUGACUUAUCCAGCUGCUCCAGCCGCUUCAGCCACCAUUGCCGCCGUUCCCUUCUCCACCUUCAACUCUCUCCGCCUUGGAAGGUCCACUCAGUCCAUUGUUGGUCGGCUCAUCCGAUUCUAGGAUUCCAGGAACAUUAACAAGAAUGGAGAGUUUAUGGGCAUCACCAUUCUCCUCCUUGAUGAACUGGUGAUGAUUGUUUCUAACUUAUUUUUUAUAACUUUAACUCUGCUUUGCUUAUUCUUUGUUCAUAUAUGAAACGUGUCUUCAUGUUUUUGUUUUGGUUUUGUCUAUGAAUUUUUUUAUGAACAACUAAUGAUUUUUCUAUGUUUUUCUUACAGGAUUCUGUGAUCCACGGUUUCAUCCCUGCAAUCUCCAAACAAAACAUGAAAACUGAAUGAAUUAUGUUUUUAGCAACCGAAUCUAAAAGAAAUAAAAGACAUCUUACUUAAUAAAUUAAAACCUUUUCUUUUGCAGAUUCCAACGACGAUGAAGCACCCGAGGACCAACGACAAUGGAAUGAUGCGGACGAAGCCUAACUGAUGGAUCCCACAGGUGAUGCUGUCCCGACAACGGAGAAAAAAAAAGAAAGAACCUAACGGUUUUUUUAUUUUCAGUUUUUAAGUUCAAAUCAUGUUUUAGACAUAGAACCCAACAUAAUUUGAGCCCAAACAUUUUAAACCCACAAUUACUUUUUCAUAAUGUAAAAACGUCAACCUUCGUUUAUGUUUUGUUAAACUAUUUUAAUCUUUAUGUUUUGUUAAACUAUUUCACACAGGGGGCAGAUCUCCUUAGAAGGGGAGCCACUUGCCACGAUGCUUCCAGUUUCACCAUUCUUGAAACUCUUAUGAACCACAAAGCCAAUAUAAGAGCUCUGUUUCAAUCCAACAGCUGGAUUUUGUCACAGACCACCGCUAAGUCUGAAGAGAGAAGAGAAGUGAAGUGCUGCGUUUUGGAAGAUGGUUACUUGGAGUUUACAAUAUGAAGAUGGAACCCGUGACGAGGAAGACGAGGAGAAGUGUUACUUGGAAUAUCCUAACGUUGAGGAUGUAGACAAUGUGUGAUCUUAGCGAUGAAGAUUAGUGUAGCUUUAAUAUAUGCUACUACGGUCCUUGAGCUCCCUAACAAGUACUAGCAAACAAUGUGUAUUUUGAAAAAAUAAAAUAAUUUUGUAAUGCAAGUAGUUUGAAACUUUGAGUAUUUAUUCAAACAACGGAUAUAUACAGAGUUGAUAACUUGAUAUGGACCCCCAAAUAAGUUGGUGCUGCGCUGUCACAAUAUCUGUCUUUUUAAUUUCAUAUACCUGACGUAAGCUUCUUCAUUUUCUUCUCUUUCCCUUUCCGUUGUUCCACGCUCUCUGUUUCAUGUUUAGGCCUUUUUCACAUUCUCUAUAUUUUACCUUAAUUAUACUUUUUGAAUUUUCCUUCUGUUUUGGGAAAUGUCUCUAACUUGAGUUAAUCGUCAAAAGCUAGAAUCAAUUUUGUUGUCUUAUUUCCGAUAAAUUUUAUUCUUUGAUUUGCAUAAAUUUUAAAUAACACUAACAUUCCGUAAAUCAUACCACCCCAUCGAUAUCCAAAGUAACCAGCCCCGCGCUUGCGCGGGGUCUCAGCACCUAGUUGUAAUAAUGUAAUAGAAGGACCUAAAAUAUAAACAAAAUACAUGGACGACACGUGUCGCAAAAACUCCCUGCCACUUGUCAGAAGAAGGAAAAAACUAACUUAUAUAUAUAUAGACUUGUCCUUUGAAAUAUCAAUAAAAUCUGUUUAGACGUUAAAAAGCUUAUUAAGUUUGAUUCUUAUUAUUUUAUUGGGGUUAAUUUGCUGAGUAGCCAAUUUCUAAAGAUAAAUUAAAAAUAUAACGGUUAUUUUGACAUUAUUAAUUCACUAAUAUUUAGCUCACGAUUGAGUUGGUUAUACUCUUCCCAUUUGAAAGUACUCGAUAACAUAUAGAUAGAAUGGAUGACGUCUUCGCUUCAAGGUAUAAACAUGAUUGAAACACCGCUAUUUUCUAUCAAAUCACGUAAUACUGCUGACGUCACUCACUUAUUUACUGCAUACUUUUAUAUUGUAGGCAGUAAAAUGGAUUGUUAAAAAAGGAUGGUGCCAUCUCAAAUGAGGAAUGGCAUGGAUUCACGCUUUAUGGGACCACACUGAUUGUGCCUGAAACAACCUGGAAUAUACAUCCGCGUGAUUUGAAAGUACAUGAGUGUUCUAUUCAAUAUCGCUCAAGUGGUAUAGGACUCCAACCCCAACCCCUAAAUACCAAACCUUGUCCAACCCGAAUCCCAAUUUCUAAAUACUAAAAUCUAAACCUUAAUCACUAAAGUGUGGACUUUAACUCGAGAUGCCCCUCCCUCUCCAUUAGAAAUGCUGAUUUCACCCUGUAAUAAAAAAUAAUAUAUUUUUUAUUUUUUUUUAAAUAUAAAAUCGGGUAAAUCGUGGUUAAAGACGCUAGGGACCUUAAUGAAACCAACUUAUUACCAACCCGACCUGCUCUACCCGACCCAACCAAACUGAACCGGAUCCUAUUCUCUAAACGAAGUGUUUCGUCUCUCUCCCUCUCUACCCGACCCAAUCUAAAUCCCGUCUCGUCCCUCUCCGGCUUCUCUCUUGCGAUUGCGCGAAACCCUAGCCUCCGUGCGUUGUGGCUUUCUCCGUCGUCCUCCUCCGUCUAAAUCGAGAAUCAAUCAAUCUCUCCGUGGACGUCCUCUCUCCCUCUUAUUUCUCGGGUCUCAACUCUCUAGAGUCGAGAACUGCUUCGUUUCUUCUUCUUUCUCCGACGAAAUCUAGUCUCCAUCUUCGUUCCUUUUCGUAAGUGAGUAGUUUCCUUUGAGUAUUACAUUGUUGAGAUGUAAUAAUUGAUGUUUGCUAUGCGGUUUGCAUUUGGAUUAAUUGACAGUGACUUGUUGUGUUUUUAACAGCGUUUCUAAUUUCUUGUACAGGAAAUGAAGGGCCGGAAAAGAAAGAAUCCAUCUACUACGUGCGUUGGAGUCUCCAGUAGAACUAGAGCUAGAAAGGCGGUCUCAGCUGGGAAUGAGCCGGCAAGAGAAACGACUGUAGUUUCUCUCUCUGUUGAUUCAGAAAGUGAUGACAUGUCUGCUGUAUCAUCUAAGGCAAGGCAACCACCACAGCCCCUUGAAUUAUGCUUCAAGAGCACAGAGUUCACGAAGACUUGCAAGAUUCAAACCAAGUGCCUUGUGAAGAAUACAGUGGACGUGAUUAAGAAGCUUAAGGAGGAGGUUAAAUGGUUCACAACCCAUCCUCAAUUUCGUCACUUCUUCCACAUGCCUGAUGAACAAUACCUGAAGCUCCAAGGAAUGUGGAUGUUACUCUUGCGCACCAUUUCGACUGAAGAAGAAGAUGUUGCAUGGUUUGGUGUGAAUGGUGUUCCCAUCCGCUAUUCUAUGAGGGAGCAUGCCCUCAUCUCGGGCUUAGACUGCCAUGAGUAUCCGAGGAAAUAUUUGAAGCUCGGGAGUACGAAGUUUGUGGAUUAUUACUUCGGUGGACUAAAGAAGAUCACCAUAACAGAUGUGGAGCACAAGCUGUUGUCUAUGAAGACGCCAUGCAAUGAUAGAUUGAAGAUGGCUGUCUUGUUCUUCCUUGGUCGGGUUAUCAGAGGACAGGCAAAGGAUUGCGGACCAGUAGACCCGUUCAUCUUAAGGAUCGUGGAAGAUUUGGAUGUUUGCAGAACAUUUCCAUGGGGUCGUUUGACAUUUGAAGAUGCAAUAAAGAACAUCAAGCAUAUGAUGGAGCUUCUGAAGGGUGAAGUGCACUCGGCAUGCGGCUUUCCUGGAUUCAUAAUUCCAUUAGAGAUUUUGGCUUUUGAAUGUAUUCCUAAGCUGGGGAAAACAUUUCGACUAUCUACAGACACACCUUCUGAAGAUUGUCCUAGGAUGUGCAAGAGCCGGUUUACAAAGAGUAGCAUGAAGGGCUAUCCUUUGGAAGAUAUAUAUGCUGCACUUGGACACACAAAGGUUAUUAACAGUGUGUUGGUGCCAACUGUGGGUGAGGAAAUCAUGCUGGCUCGUAUAAUUGAUGAGGAGCGAGAGUAUCAUUGUGAGGGAAGCACAAGUGAUACUUGGAACCACUGGCUAAAUGUGAAGCAGAAGAAGAUAUUUUGGAAAGAGCUAUACGACUUAGAUGUUGCUGCACGAGUGUUUAAGAAGAAGAAGGACAAAGAAAAGGUGACGUUUUUAGAAGAUUCGUCUUCUAAAUCUGGGUUGGAGAGCUUGAAAGCUCUGGAAGAAAAGAUUUUGGGGGCCAUGAGUGAAGGGUUUUCUGGUCUUAAAUCAGUGGUGGAGGCAAAGCUGGGUGAUAUGGAUGUGAGGAUGAGUAAAUUUGAAAAGAACCAGCGACAACUUAAAAGAAGGGCUAAGAAAAUAGAAGAAAAGCUGACUUCUAUUGAGAGCAACAAAAAUGAGGAGAGGAACUAUGGUGAAGAUAUGGAUUUUGGAUGGGAUGAUAGAGAUUAUGGUAGAGCUGAAGGGAAGGAAAACAGUGAGAAGGCUAAGGAAGACAAGGAAAACAGUGAGUCUGGCGAGGAAAAGGAUGUGGUCUCGGGUGGGGAAAACAGUAAGGAUGGUGAGAAAGACAAGGGAAACGUGGAGGAAGAAGAAGAGAAGGAGAACGAGGCUGAUAAAACAGAGCUGGGAACUAGAGAAAAAGAUGAGGUCUCUGAAGAAGAUUACGAUACUGAGGAAGAGGCUGAGAAGAGGAGAGUAGAGGCGGAUGCGUUAUGGAAGAGUAUUCUUUCUGAAGAGACUGAGUAUCUAGAGAAAGAGGCUGAGAAAGUUGCCAAGGGAACUCCUACACCACCACGUGGUAGACCGAAGAGAUUGGCCGCGAGAAAAAUAGUACUUACACCACCAGAGGAGUUUUUAAGAGGACCAACGGUAACUGCGCCAUCACCUAUCGAGACUGAAAAAGAGGCUGAGACAGUUGUCGAGGAAGAGGGUGAGGAGAUGACAGUUGAAGCCGAAGAAAGUGACGAGGAGAGUCUCACAGAAAAAAAUGCUGAAGAAAUGGUGGAGGAAGAAGAAGGUGUGGAGGAGAGUCCCACCGAGAAAAUAGCCGAAGAAAUGGUGGAGGAAGAAGAAGGUGUGGAGGAGAGUCCCACCGAGAAAAUAGCUGAAGAAAUGGUGGAGGAAGAAGAAGGUGUGGAGGAGAGUCCCACCGAAAAAAUUGCUGAAGAAAUGGUGGAGAAAGAAGAAGCUGUGGAGGAGAGUCCCACCGAAAAAAAUGCUGAAGAAAUGGUGGAAGAAGAAGCUGAGGAAGCAGAGGAAGCAGAGGAAGCAGAGGAAGCAGAGGAAGCUGAGGAAGCAGAGGAAGAGGCGGAUAAAGUGGUUGAGAAAGAGGCUGAGACAGUUGUCGAGGAAGAGGGUGAUAAAUACACUGAUGAAGAAAAGCAAAUGUGGGCCUUGGUCGUUUACAAGGCUAGUGAGGAGAUGGCGGAUGGGACCACUGAGGUGAGGAGAGAUGGAACCAAUGAGGUGAGGACAGGGUUCAAGCUUAGGUGCAAACAGAAGAUAAUGAUGUAUGGCAAACCAAGGGGGAAGAAAAAACCUCAGCGGCCCCAGAGUCAAGAAUCAGCACCUGUGAUUGCACGUACGCCAAGGGAGAAGAGAAAACCUCAGCGGCUGCAGAGUCCCUACACGCAGGUGAAGACAGAAGACAUUGACGGGCCUAAGAAGAAGCGUAAAACAAAGGUUAAGUAGGCGUCUGAAAAUUAUUUAUGUAUUUGAAGUCUUUAAAACUUGGUAGGAUGCUUUUGGAUGUAAUAUGCUUUUGGGUGUUUAAACUUGGUUGUGGUAUGCUUUUGGAUGUUUAAACUUGGUUGUAUAAUGUGUUUUGGAUGUUAAAAAACAGGUUUGGAAACUGUUUUCAA
This is a messenger RNA of Brassica rapa (field mustard), 12811 nucleotides long. RefSeq lists its product as uncharacterized. NCBI's taxonomy places the organism in Eukaryota, Viridiplantae, Streptophyta, Magnoliopsida, Brassicales, Brassicaceae. The record is from RefSeq and is a predicted model, not a curated record.